AGUCACGCCCAUUCAGAAAACAGAGGGGUGAGAGAAAGUAUUUACGCUGCUGUGAAUCUUACAUAUUGAGAGCUACCACUGACACGUCCGGACGCUGCGGAGGGAAAACGAAACUUUUUCAACACAGCUUUGCUCAAAGUGGAUAUUUUUUGUCUUGUUGGAGUACUUUUCUUUGGUUUAAGAAUAUCCUUCUGCCGAAAAGGUGAGUGAUGAACUAAAACACUCAAGGUAAAUUGUGUUGACUUCGUGAGCACCGUUGUACUCCCCGUAAAUAAUUGAUCAUAACCCGCCAACUUAUUGCAGAAGUUGCACAGAGCCAACGAAAUUAUUAUUAUUUUUUAACUGAAAGUGCAGAGUUUGCUGUCAUUCCUAUUGCUUUCUUUUUCUAACUUCGUUGUGUCGUUUGGGUUCACUUUCCAUUACGAAUUGAGUUUUUCCUGGCGCGUGUGUGUUUCCUGUGGAAGUGGAGGCAAACAAGUAAGCAACAGGGGGGCCAACAAUUGGAAGAAAAAGCCCGUGUUUAUGUGUGUACUCGACGUGUCAUCCAAUUACAUCUUCACACAAACCUGAGUCCAUACUGUGUGUGUGUGUGUGUGUGUGUGUGUGUGUGUGUGUGUGUGUGUGUGUGUGUGUGUGUGUGUGUGUGUGUGUGAAUAACAGAGGGAGCUUUCAUUCAGGGACUUGAAAAGCUUUGCUGUGAACGCAACCUCAUACUCUGAGUUAAUGAAUUGCUGGAAGAUGUGGGCGCCUAAGAGCUGGAUGUUGCCAGUAUCCAUCAGAUAUUGUGUGUGUGUGUGUGUGUGUGUGUGUGUGUGUGUGUGUGUGUGUGUGUGUGUGUGUAUUAAUCAUACAUGAGAGCAGAGGUGGAGCAAAGCCUUUGUUUUUGAGCCCUGGUUCAGAUCUGUUGUUGGUUGCAACAUAAAAACAUUAGCAGAUGUGUUAGAUUUAGUGUGUGCAUGUGUGUUGUGUGUGUGCAGUAACAAAAAAAGUCCCAUAUUAGUAAAAAAAAAAAAAAAGAGUGGCAGAGUAUCACAGACACAGUUUAGGUCAGGAUGUGGUUGCCUCUAAAAGGUUACGGGAACCCCCACUCAAACUACACGCAAAUCAUGUGUGAACAGAUUCAGUGGUCUGAAAUUCAUUAGGCUAAUAUUGAUCUGGGUCAUGCAGGGACGCACUGAGGCUAUACCAUGUCAUCUAUAUAACUGCAUGUCAUAGCUUGCUCGGAGGUGUUCAAGGGCCGUCGUGACUGAGACUGAAGAGGACCCUUGUACAAACUGAGUGCUCUGUAAGGUUGGUUUGAUUUUUCCAUUCCAGGCAUUCAGUGAGUGUUUUAUUGCACACCUAUGUGUUCAUAAACGAAUAGGCUUCAAUGACCUUGGUCUCAGUGCAGAUUUCUUUAUACACAGUUUUUAAAAGUAGACAGGAUGGCCUUGGAGUCAGAAGUUACAAGUCAGUUUAAAAGGAGUUAGGCAUUUACAGUCAAGGCAUUAUAAGUCAUACUUUACAAAAUCCAUAAAAUAGGACAAAGUACUCAGGAAUAUAAUAUAUCUUGCUCUGUGGUCACACCUAGUUUAACUCUCCUACACGUCAGCUGGUAAAGCCUUGGGUGUAGAAGUUUGGGAAGAGUGCAGGGUUAACAAAUACUAAGUAAUCAAAGUCCACCUUCUGGUCCAAAUAUGGUCACAUAUCAAAUAAAGUAAGACAGCAAAUACAGCAGUGCAGUGGAGUCAGUAGUUCACAGACCAACCUCUACUGUCAUAGUGACUCCGCCAUAUUCUAACCCUUUGUGUCAGAAUUUAAGAUUAUGAUAUUUGGAAGCACAACAGUCUGUUCACAAUUAAUCAGGUUAAGUGACAUAAAAUUACACUAAAUGGGAAACGGACCCUGUUUAUAUUGGGCGGUCUCUAGUCUUCUGACAUUAUAAAUAAAUAGAUAUAGCAAUCAUUUCAACAAUUUUCUGUGUCAAACCAAUGUGAGGAUGCUCAUUCACCCUAACCAUCAUCCUACACGUCUCUUAUUCCAUUAGUAUGUUUGUAUUAUUACAAACUCAAAGGCGCUAUCUGCACCAUCUUUUCAUGUGUUAGUUCAGUCGUAAAGUCUCGUUGUUUGUUGAGCUUUUAUGCCACCUAAAUGGCUUGUUACAGAUUUUAUGACUGAACCUUUUACAACCCCGAGGUUGUGAGAUGCAGCUUGUUGUGAAAACCUUAGCCGUUGUGAAAUAUGAUCUGUUGUAAUAGUCCCUUGAGGGUUCUGGCUGAGGGCAAUAAAGCAAAGAUAAUGGAGGGCUGGGAGAUAUUGGAGGAAAAACUAUUGAAUUGGGAAAGAAGUCUGAGCGUAAUUAUUGAAGCAGGAAAAACAUGACAAAGAUGGAGGGAAGAGGAGGAGAGGGAGCAGGGUGUCACCGACAUUAUCAAAGAUUUUAGAUCCAAAAUUGUUCUCAUUUUCACCGUCCAUUAUGCCAGUUUGAGACAACUGACAACUGGCUCUGUGCUCGCUUGUUGUUCAGUUUGUCGUUGAUGUUUUGUGUGUGCAGUAUAAUUAUGGACGUGGCUUGGUUUCGCUGUUGAUUGUGUAUAAAGGUGCUCAUGUAGCUCCACUUGAGUUUCUGAGCUUGUUUGUUUUUCAUAGGAGAGAACAAGAACGUUGAGAAAACUCUUCUUGAUUCCUGUAUGACACACCUGUAUUUGUUUUUGUAUUAUUAUGUAUGAUAAUACAGGUGACCUACAGUGGCCGAGAACCGCCACUGUUGCAAAUAAAAAAGAAUGCAAAAAAAAGAAGCCACAAAGGAAGUUACUGAUGGGAGAAAAAAAAAACUGAAGCCCGCUGCAAAUAAAAAAAAGAAAUGCUGCAAAUUAAAAAAGAAAAAACUUACUGUGAAAUAAAAGGAUGCAAAUAAAAACAGCCACAACAGAAGUGAGCUGCCGGGGACCAAUAAUGAAAGAAGUGAGGGGUCUGCGUACUUAUUUCUAGAAGUAAAGCAGCCGAACCGUAAAGCUACCAAACUUGAUUCUCCUCUCGUAGGCGGUCUGUCAGAGCGAAGUGGGUUUCCCGUGUUAGCCAAAGCUAAGACUACACCAGCAUCCUCCGGUUCAACUUCAUAUCACAUCAGGCACAACAUGGCCUAAAAAAAUGACACAUUGAAAAGCACACCAAGCGAUAUUAAACAAUAACCUUUCCACUCACUUCUUUGCUCGUCUUCUCGCCGUCGUCUUCUGUGGCUAGAUCGUAAAACAACGGUGCAUCAUCAUUAUUGGUCCUCUGCAGCUCACUUCCGUUGUGGUUUUUUUUAUUUGCAUCUUUUUAUUUUUGCAAUAAGUAACUUUUUUUGCAUUGCCACAUUUUUUGCAUCGUUAGCUACUGUUGUGGCUUUUUCUUUUUUAAUCUGCACCGUUUCUUUUUUAAUUGCAGCAGGCUUCAGUUUCAUUUUUUUUUCUUUUUUUCAUCGGUAACCUCUGUUGUGACUUCUUUUUAUUUGCAGCAGUGGCGGUUCUCGGCCACCGUCGCAACACUUGGUUAAUACAGCAGUAUAUAAUAGCUAUGAUUUAAAGUAAUAUUUGCUGUUUGGUUGUGGGUCUUCAUGUACUUUUAUGUGACCAAACUUUAAGGGGGAUAGAAAGGUAUACUUGGUUAGCGACACAUAAACUGUUUGCAUGUGUAUUUAGGGAUCCACUUAGGGUCAUGAUAAUCUGGGGCUGACCCUAACACGCACACUUGAGCUUUAGCAACACCAGAGCAGCGACACAGGCUAGUCACCUCCACGCUACACCCCAUUGCUGCAGUAAAUGAUGGUAAAGCAGCCCCAGUCAAGUCUUGAAUGUGUAUACUUUCAAGAAGCUGAACUUUACUCAUGAUGCAUGUUUUGAUUCAUCCCAGGGAAUACUCUAUAAUUUGAGGUAGUGUUUUUAUAAUUUGAUGGAGAUAAAGAGUUAAUGUGAGUGCAGAGUGUGAAACUACACCACACUGAAAAUUUGAUGGCAGUUUUGAGAGACAAUAUGCAAAUCAUGCAGGAGAACAAACCAUUGAACAAACAAUUGGCACUGAAUCAGUGCAUGUGUGAGGACACAUUUUGUGUGUUGUUGUUACUGUCAGCCUGCCUAAAGGGCAAAUUCCACCCACUCUGAAAUAUGACUGGAAUGGCUUUCUGGAGGCAUCCCUGUCCUUAUCUCCAUCGCACUCAAGGUUAUACUUGGAGGGGUGUAUGUGUAUAAUAAGACACUGCUAAACCAGGCGGUACAUUGUUGAACCACAACUGUGAGGUGAUAACCUCUACUGUUGGAUUACCGCUGGGUAUGUUUGUUUUGGAGAGGAGAGCGGGGUGAAUAAUCUUGCUCCAAGGUAAGACCUUGUAAGAAACAAGUAGUGAAACAUGGUUUUCUGCUCAACACUUGGCUGAAAGGUACCACAUAAGCCACUUCAACAUGUGGCUGACGUGGUUCUUCCUUACAGUGUUCACAAAAACCUUCUUUUGGAGGGUGUAGCCAUUCACUGCUACUUCACAUUCUUUUUUGGACAGCACUCAGUUUUAUAAAUCCUCUUCUAUCUUUUUGAAUGGAAUCAGAGAAGCAUGACUUUUUAACAUGACCUGAUUGAACCAGUGUUGAACUGGUUUUACACACUGGUUUGGUUUCAUUUGUUUGGAUAGCACCAGAGCUCUGCAGGUUACUCUGUGCUGCUGUGCUUAAUACCUUGGGAAUCUGCCGCAUCUGAAACAUGUAAAAACUCACCUGUGGCUUGGAGAUUUCUCACCCUGAAGAGUCAUAUUUCUCUGUUAGAAGGAGUUGUUGUUCUGAUAAGAGUGUAAACAGAUCUACAUGUUGUGAAGUUGAACCAAGUGGGGUAAUUGUACUGCACGAGACAAGGCAGAACACACAGGAUCAGGUUUCAUUGGCAGGCUCAGGGUUAUAGGCAUUGUGCAGGCAUAGCCGCAUUUGUUUGCUUCCUGCUUUCCUGUCUGCAGCAUGCUGCUUGUACAGGAGGGGCCUUUAGUGUAGUUUUAAAAUUCAGUUAUAAUUUCUUUUAAGACGGUGUUAAGCUCAUACCCACAUUACUUGCAGUUGUUUUGAUGAAUCUCAGUUGUUGAUUACGAGUUUUAUGGAUUUUUUUGUUUGAACUGUUUACCUGCGUCUCAUGUGGGCUGAGACGAAGAGCCUGCUGUGGCAUUUUUUGCCCACAGCAGCCCAAAACUUUUGAUCAAAUGUAGCACUGAAGCCUUACUUUCUUUAAGAAUUGAUCCAAAUUUGAUGAUCACACCGUUAAAAACAAUGCUUUUACUUAUAUUGAUAUUGAGGAAAAUUAAUUUUUGAUAUUUAUUGUUAUUGUUUUUUCGCUUAGGCCUACAGUAAAGCAUUAAUUUUACUAUAGUACAGUUACAAAUAUGACUUGUCAAUACAGACUUAUCUGUGAAAUGGGACUUAAACUCGUGAUUUUAUAUUCAUAUUCUAUUAUGAUUUGGUCCUGCAGGUAGUUCAGUGUCUCUUAUACCAUGUAGAGUAUAUUUUUAACAAUGUGCAUUGUAAAGUCACUGUUGUUUGAGUCCUUGGUAUCCCCUUGCAAAUCAUUGUUCAGUACAUUUCUGGAUGUACUCUUCUUUUCCUUUUUUUCUAAAGGAUUAUUUUUGGUUUAAUCAAGAGGACAGGACAGUGGAAAAAGUCAGAAGCAGGGAGGAGACAGAGAGGGGCAUUUUUAUGCUCGGACCAAAGGCUGCUGAUGUUUUGAAGCUUCAGACUUUGCACAAGUAUUUAUGCUUAACUAGCGCCCCUGAUAUGUCCUUCUUGGUUAAUUUCUCACAUUAUAACUGUGACAGGUCAUCGUACCCCGGACUGAUCAUGGACUUGGCAAACCCUCACUAGCUGCUGCAGCUGAAUGUAAACAAGAGGGGAGUUCUGGACUUUGUGAAAUGUAGUGAAUGAGGCCAGAUUGACUCAUCUUCCACAUUUGUGUCAGUUAAUCUCUUUCUGUUGAAACUCUUUUGUAUUUCACUGUUGAAUUACAAUUUGUUUGUCUGCCCUGUUAAAGCCCAACAGGGAACAUUAGUGUCUUCUCUCUUUUUCACGAACACUUAAGAGCAGAAGAGAGGAGCCAUUGUCAUCUUGAAGAUGUCAGCGGGAUGCAGCGCCUGAUGGGACGCUCUGUUGUUGAUGCUGCUGUAACAAGCACACCAUUGAGUAACAGUAGAAGGGACCGCAUCUCCUUUUUCCACUUUGUUAUCUUCUCCCUAUCUCUUCUCUUUCUGUGUUUGAACUUCCUUACCCUCAUCUGUAAUUUAGACUGAGAGAAAGACAGCUGAAAACAACACGAAUGCCGGGAUUUUCUGUUGCUUUUUUAAUAUCCCAAUUCAAGUCAUGAGGUUUUGAGGCUUUAAUUUUAGUGACCUAUUGCUCAAACGCUGGGAGAAACUUUGUAAAAAACACCUGGUGACACAGCUUGCAUUUGACCUGGCAUUAUCAGCGUCUGUGUUUCCAAAUAAAAAGUGCAAAAACAGAAUAAGAAGGAAAACCACAUACAGAGUAAACAGUGAAAUGGUCAUGUCAAACUCAGUGUGAGUGCUCUUCAAAAUAAAAUGUACAUGUAGUUUAUUAGAUUUAUUUCAGGUGCCGCAACAACUCGCUGAAAUUAUAACUGUUGAUCAUUUCAGUGAUUCGCUGAAAAGACCCGCCUCACUCAGCUCAAGUUUUUCCUCUUUGGAUGAAGUGUUGCUACAGUACUUCCUUUUCCUGCAGUGGUAGGAAGUGGUGGUCAUACAGUUUGGGUGUGACACUCUGAGGGGGGGGAUGAGGAAAAGAAAGGAAGGAGAAAGCGAGCCAGGUGUUUAUCUUCGGGUACAGAAAGGACAACAGCACUCAGAGCUUCUUUACCCUCUCAUUGUCUGUGGCUGGAAUCCAGUAUGAAAUGACUCUUGUGUUAAUAGUAGUGGAGCUUUUCCGAUACUGUCAACAAGAGGAGGUGUAUUCCAACACAAGAUUGAUAAUACUCCAAUGUACAUACUUGAAAAAAGAACUACUCAAUCAGCAGCAAAGAGACACCGAUGAAACACAGAGCUUUUUUUAUUCCUCAGAGGUUUAAAUUGAGUUUUCAUUUCCAUAAAAUCAAAGGUUAAUUGCUUUUAUUGUUUAUUCAUUUAAAAAAUGGUCUAUUUAUCCAUUUUGAAAUGAUAAAUACAAAUUAUACAUGUGCACAAUGUCCAAUCAGUGUAAAUGGGUUGCCCAGUUAUUCUGCGAUCUGGUCCUUCUGAUCUUCAGCCAUCUCCAGUUAAUGUGACGGUAUUUGCAUUGCGCAUAUGAUCAGUCUCAUUGCGCCAACCUAAGCAUAUACUCCUUGGAUCCGGUCUGUGUCUGUGCACACUUCCAAAAUAGUCCUCUGCUGGCUUUUGCCUGCUGAUAUCAAUCUGAUUAGCUCUCAUGUGACAGCGGCAGAACCCUGCAGUGGCUCCUCUAUGGUGUACUCUAUGUAAGGAAAGAAAGGGACAAAGAUAAAUAAUGCAGUAAUUUUGGACCUUUUGCAGUUAAAGGAUUAACAGCGGUUCAACCUGAAGGAAAACAUACAGAGGCUGAAAGGAAAACUGUAAAAUGAAGAAGAAAAAACAACCAGCGAUUCACCCAGCUAGCUAGUAUUUAUUUUCUGUUCAAGGAGUUGGUGUCACAGUGGAGAUUAAGGCAGUACCUCAAGAAUUUGUCAAGCAGUACAAGUUUCAAUAUAAACAUAUUUCAAAAUUAAUAGAUGUAAACUUUAGCAUCAGAACUUGUUCAAGUCCACCUCUUCUGCUGCAGCCAAGCCCAAUAAAGGGUUAAUCCAAACACAUUAUGGCUGUUAUAUCCAUUAAGAUCUAUGGGUUUUCUUUGAAUCCACAAGGUUGUAUAUGCUCUUGCUCAAGUAGUCUGUGAUCCAUCUAAGAUCAGGUGUUGAAUCCUUCCUCUUUCCCCAGGUAAGCAACAGCAAGAACAGGAUCUUUCUGGUCCAAAAUGGCUCCUUUUAGAGCUGAGUUCUUUAUGUCUGAUCCACACCACCCUCCUUUGUGUAGAUGUUUGUUCAUACCACCAACAGAGAGCUGGUAGAAACCGAUAUAAGUUUUCUGGAACAGUGCAUUAAUUCAUUAUUUAAACAUGUCCAGAGGAGGCGACUGCAGGUGUUAAUACAGACUCAGUGUUCAGAUUUCAUAAACGUGUCGGCGACUAAAAUUCAGGAGAUGUUGCAUUGACGCACAUGAGGGAUGAGUCAUCAAAUUGGACCACGACCAUUUCUUGCUGUCACACUUUAUCAUAUUCAGCCUUGCAUGCAUGUAAAGUACCACCCUCACAUCCACACAUCAACACGCCCACACGAUGUACAUGCAUAGGGAGCUUGGUGAAAAGUGGCUGACCUUAGGUUAAUGCUUUCCGCCGUCAGUGCUCCUCACUGGCUGAAUAAUGUGUCUGAAGCAGCCUCUCUCUUUCUUUGUGUCAGUGCAUUCAAGUCUCUCAUAACCUGCCUGGAGCCGGUAACAACCCCCCUCCUCUUAAUGUUGUUCCCCUGCUGAAAAACAGACGUCGCAAUGACUUGGCCAGAGAAAGCUCAGAGGCAAGAAUCAAUACAGCAGCAGAGGAGACAUGGUAGAAAAUGUAGACAUGCAAUCUGCGUUCAAAGAGCAUACAAGUCUUCACAAUUCGAAAGGCCCUAAAAAACUAAACCAGAAAAGUUAAAAUAAGGCCUUGACAGUACUGAAUUUGAUCUACAAAAGCCUUUGAGCUCUGUCUCGUCAUUCGUCCUUGUGAGAUUAAAAAGAUAGUCUCAUCGGAAAAGCCUGUCAUCGCUGAAUGUAUUUUGCCUUUGUGUGACAUAAAAGAAACCUCUUACGAAAGGUACUGUCAUCAUUGUUCGAGUGUUUAUUAAUAAGCUUGUCCAGUCUGGGGAGUAAGUUUUCGAGACAAAAGCUCGCUGUCUCAUGCUGCCUAUGAUGCUCACGACAGCAGCUCUAAAAGCUUCACCUUAAAAGCUUCAAUUAAUGAAAAGACAUUUGGCUUUUGUCACGUCUGUUUCUGUUCUCUGUGUGGUUAAGAAUGCCCUAAGCUGAGCUGGUAAUAUAUGUGAUUGCAGGAAGCCUUGCUCUAAUUUUCCAGUCUAAUUAGGUUUGUGUUCACUGUUCUGUUCCUUCCCUGUGUUACCCUUGGGUCAUUUUGCCCUGGUUGACACCUUUUUGUAUUUUAUUUUUUUAUAUUUUCCUUUUUUUUAUGAUGAAAAACGAGCAGAGGCUGGAGGAAAAGAGAGGUCAGGAUGAUAGUGCGAAAAGACGCUGUAUAUCAAGUCAACAUGCUGUGUCCUAGCUUUUUUUUUUUUUCACUGUUUCUGUGUAUUUAUCUCCUCAUUUGUACAAGAGUAGUCUAGCUAGCAGUACAAAUGAGAAUUUUCCUGACUGUCUCCUGCUUGGUUCACAAUCUGGUUUACCCUGACAGACGCAGAGGAGGGUGUUACACUAGGUUUUAACAAGUGUUCACAUUCGUAGUGGAUUUGUCAAAGCAUUCAGAGACAGAAGCUGGUUGCUCUUGGCUUUGUUGUCGACAGGUGUCUCAUGUGGUACCUGAGUUAAACCUAAGGCUAAUUUUUCUCUCUUUUUUGUUUUGUUAUUUCUCUGCAAUUUUAUCACAUCGAUGACUGUAACUGGCAGCCCGGAAACUUAAACCAUUGCAGGUUCCUUAAAGAUUCAAACUCGAAUAAUGGAGUUAAAGGGAUAUUUCGGCGUAAAAUUAAUUUAGGGUCAAACACACCGUAACACCAAGUUAGACACCCCCUUGAGAGAUGAAUGUUGCAGAUCGCUUGCUUCUCUAGUUAUACCAACUUUAGUAAAGACCGCACGAUAGCAAUACACAGCGGUCUGAGGAGCCAUAAACAAACCUCAACCAAAACACCACUCUAGAGCCACAAAUAAUGUUCAGAACAGCACCUAACUUUAUCAACAGUACAUAUAAGGUCCUAGCCACAGCACUAGCCACCAAACCAGUCUAUCAUUGACUGCUGCGGGGUGACGCAGCUCAAGGAAGAACAUUAAUGAUCAUUUCUUUAUGAAAAUGCAAUCAGACCGAGACGCUAAGGCAGAAGAACUACCGCGUCUGCAGUGAAAAUGAUUAAUAUGAUUAUUACUUCAAGGAAAUGAUUAAAAAUUUAUCAUAAAUGUUCUUCCUUGAGCUGCGUCACCCCCGUUGUAGUCCGUAAUGGACUGGCCCUAGGUGAGUUGUGUUUAGUCUCUUUGCUAAAGAAAUUAGGCAAAGUUAAAAAGAUGUUUGGUGGCUAGCUCUAUGGCUAGGACCCUUUAUGUACUGUUGAUGAAGUUAGGUGCUGUUCUGAACAUUAUUUGUGGCUAUAGAGUGGUGUAUUUGACCCUAUAUUAAUUUUACGCUGGAAUAUCCCUUUAAUAUCGAUACAUGCAAAGUUUUGAUUUUAAAUGACAUGAGAAUAUCCUCCUCACCAGAAGCAGGGGUUGCAUUUAAAUAGCACCGUAAAUCUCUGAACGAAAAAUGAAGAAACAGACUAAAGUAUCUGCGCUGUGUACAUUCCCCCACACUUUGUUGGAAGCAGAUCGCAGAAAUCAUCUUCUUGUCUGUUCUGGUUAUUUAUAUUAGAUGUUAUCUAUAGAUGUUAUCGUCUCGGCCUCCAGUCUAACCCCUCUGACUGCGUUUAUCUCUCUAUGAGAUUUAUUUCAGGAGACAGUCAUCUUUGUACUUGGUAUCAUGAAGUUGGCUGGUCUUUUUUAGCAGUUAGAUGUGACAGACAUUGGCUGCUAUUUACUUAUAAAGUACUUUCUGGGAAUAUGCCAGAAAGCUCAAUCAAACAGUUUCAAGUUUAAUUCUUCUCCUGCACAGAUUUAAACCUAAUUUUUUCAUUUUCACAUAUUUUAUUUGUUGUGAACGUGUAACUCAGUUUUUGAUCCACUAGUUUUGCACUUUGUUUUAUUUAAAUAUUUAGCACUGUUAUCCAUGUAUUUGUGUGUUUGUUUGGGCACAGUACAGAGAAAUAAACCUGCAUCGGUCAUUUUCACAUAUUUUAUUUGUUAAGAGGAAUUUUUUCCCCCCUAAGUAAAGCUAAGCUAGCCAGCUUUAUUCUAGACAUGUGGGAUUGAAAUAACAUAAGGAAAGUAUGGGUCAAUGAUUGGACUGGAGCCAAGUCAUAACUCUGUUAUGUAGAUAAACAGCCCAAGCAGUUUAUUUUUGUCUCUGCUCACUAAACCAGUUCUACUUGUUUUGGUUAAAAGUUGUAAAUGCUAAGAACAAAGUAAAUCCUGUACCACCCUGUCAGGGAUGUCAGGGAGGGACUGUCUCUGUGUAAAUUAAAGUCUUUCUUAGAUGAAUGGAUUCAAUCUGUAGAAAUACCAGACUGUUACGCUACGAUUAAAUGAACUUUGCAUAUACAGGAUCAUGACAAGUAUUAUGUUCAUAUGCAAAAACGGUGGUAGCACAAUACUCUCAUCUCGUGUGUGUGUUGGGUUAAUGUAUGUUCCUGUAUGUGUGUGUGUGUGUUUGUCCAUUCACCCAACCCUAUGGCCUGGUAUUUGCUGUAUCAGCAGGGUCUCUGGGUUGCGAGGUGUUUUGAGAGGACUGGAGGGCUAUCAUGGAAAGUUCCACGGCACACAGUUAAGUUUUGUGUGAGUGAGGAUGUGUUAGUGAGAGAGUAAAAAAGAGCAUGACGGGCAGAAUAACAGUGAUGGGACCUCUUCAUGGGCUCCAGAUGAGAUAUUUCGUUCAUGUCAGACUCAUAUUUAGAUGAACAUUCAACUUUUUAAAAAAACUGAUAUGAUAAAUAUAAAUCGAUAUAACAUGAUUCUUCAUAUUCUAGGUUGUAUUUUUUGAAAAUAAACAACAUGAAUAUAUACUGUGUGCUGAUUUUGUCGUCAGGUAGCAGUCAACAGUGAGACUCCACAGGCUAAAUCUGUUCUCAGCUUAUCGCGUUUACCUCCCUCUGGCAGGAUCUCCUGUUUAUCUCCCACUUUUCCGUUUCAUUCUUCCUCCUCCUCCUCCUCCUCCUCUUUUCUCUCCUUGCUUGUUAACGAUCUGUAUUUCCCAUUCAGUUUUCAUCUAUUUAUGAUUUUAACCACAUGAAAUUGUAAGUCAAAUUACAUCCCUUCUUAAAAUGUGUGUAUACCGUAUAUAUGUUUGGAUGGAUUGUCAGCCAUUACCCUGCCUUCCUUCAGCAGGAAGCAUGCGGUCCAGAGAGGCUGAGAUUAUAUUAACCUCAUGUCUAUUAAGUUAAGAUGGAUCAGACACUCUGCUCACUUUGCUCUGUGCUGGGAGACAAAUUUAGGUCCAGAUUUGAGUUCCUGUAUUAAUGCUGUAAAACACUCUUGAAUGAAUAAAAACACUGAGAGCUAGCACUCAUGAAUUAUUCUCAUCAGCGGUCAAUAUGCAUUAUACUGCACUUUAUAUCAUCAUUCAUGCUUCAUCCUGUUUAUUUCUCUUGUUUAUUGCCUUUAAUCAUCCUUAUCCAGUAUAAAAACCAGAUUCCCUGGAGUAACACCCUCCAUCAAUCCAUCAUAACAACACCAAAGUCUUGAUCUGCCUUUUCUCCCUUUAAUCAAAGUCGACUGUUUUUUUUUUUGCUGCUUUUGAUCCAUAAUUCAGUCGACACAGAGCAAAACAAGAGCGGGAUAUUGAUGUUACUGAGGUCGGCUGCUUGACUCAUUUUCUCGUCUGCACUUGCAGAGGAUUUCACAAUACUCUUAUCACAACACUGGCAUGUUGGUACUGCAAAUAUAUGCAGGUAUUAAGAUUUGAAUACAACUACUGUCUAACAUUUGUGGUAAAGUCAAAUUUAAAAUGAUUAUAUGUAUUUUAUUCAUAUUUAAUUGACAUUGAGUUUAAUUAGCAGACACUUGUAGCUGUGUUAUACAAUCAGUGUUAUCCAUCUAUAUCAAUACAUCAUUGAUUUAUCUUGAUAUAUGAGCGUUCGAUAAUAAAAGUAUACUGUUUGAUAAAUUUUAGUCUUACAGGUGUCUUGAGGAUAAACUCCGGUGACUUUGGUGAUUGGAAUAAUGUGAAAAUAAGCGUACUGUAACAGCACUUUUCUUGUCACAUCUUUAUUUGAUUAGUUUUUGUUGCAGAAAUAUUUACUACUGCUGCAAAUUUAUUUGGGUGGCACAUUUAUCACCAUCAGUGCUCGUAAUUUUCAUGACUAAUGGUAUUUUUUAGUACUUAUUUUUUUAACCUGGGCAUUGAGAUUUCUGCACUCUCAUCUUAAACCAACAGCGAAUAAUGAAGAGAAACACCCCCGCCAUUUUUCCUCCACAGCUCCCCCUGAAUAACACAGCAGGGAUGACAAUGAUGAAGUAAUAACAAUGAAAAAUGAAAUGAUAUUUACAACUGUAGAAUAAAAAAAAGAAGCGGUCUUUCCUGCUCCACUGUAAUUGGUUGAAUCCGCCUGUGAUGUAAUGACUGAUGAUGUAAGUCCUGGGCUGAGGUGAAAGAGGGGACUGUUUUCUUCCCUCUCUUUUUCUCGAUCAGGUCAAUGCGUUUUCGUUCUGUCCUCGAACUAGCGUUGCCAUGGUUACAGGUUCUGGGACUGUCACCAACAGGUCACUCACUCAAUAAAGGUUAAUUUGGGGGCUUUGUGUGCGUGCGUGUGUGUUUGGGUGUGCGUGCUUCUGCAUUGAUAUGAAGCCAAUUUGGGUUUAUUAAUUUGGAAUCCCGUUUUUUAUUUUAAUAUAUAAACCUUUUGACCCUAGUUUAGCUCCAUACAUUGGGAAAACUGUUUUUUAUUUUUUAUUAUUUGUUUUUUUUGGGAGUAUGUUUGUGCGUCACUUCUACAAAAAUGAAACUUCUCUUCCUGUCUGUCUCUCCCCAGGUGUUUAACAUCCUCUGCUGUUCUCCCCCUUCAGUGAUCCUCCCCCUCUUUUCUCCCUACCCGCUGACUCCACCCCUUUCACAAUGUCCUCUCAGCCCACAUCCAUCCAAGAGCCCCGCCCGGUGACUCCACCGCCGAACUCUGCAGGGUCCCCACGUUCUUCAGGUAAAGGCAGGUUUUUGAACAACUCUACUCCAAGUUAAAGUGACUUGUAUCUAAAUUAUCAUCGGUCUUCAAAAAGAGACAUAAUCAAAGUUUUAAGAUUAUUUUUCAGUGUCAGUCUAUCUUUUGGUGAAGUGUUUACAUGGAGACAGUAUUAAAGUUUGACUGAGUGAGAGCAAUUCAAACAUUCACUGCCUUGGUUUAAUCAAAAUCAAAAUUUGCUGCACUGUGCUGACCGCCCCCUUUGACAAAAAGUCACUGUUUUUAGCUCACAUGAGGACCAACAUGUCAAGGUUGUCCUGGACCAAAAAUGAUACAAGUAUAUUCAGUCAUCUUGGAGUCACAAAUUUUAGAUUUGAGCAUGACAUUUCCUUAUGCCACAUGCUAUAAUGCCAUGUGACCGUGUUCAGGCUUGGACCCUUUAUAUGUGCAGUGCAUUAGGCAUGGCUGAGAUGGAUGGUUUUCUUAUCUCAUGGCUAACACUCGUCUUUGAGGGGUUGCCAUGCCCUUUGACUGGACUGAGAGCUUUGAGUCACAUUUUUAUCUUCUAUCUGUUCAUAACAUACUGUGCAAAUUUGGAGUUGAUUGGACAAAAGCCCUCCUACUCCCUGAAAGCCAUUAAAAACAGGUAAAAUUUCAACUUCUGGCUGGCAAUUGCUGAAUUCCUGUCAGGUUUGGAGUAUGGGUGCAAGAGACUUUUUUGUAAGUGUUGGUAUGAUGCAUAUACCCCGCCAAUUUCAUCUAUUUUCAAUGGAAAAAACAUAGACUGUAUAUAGAAUUUUCACUUGUGUUUAACAUCUAAAUUUAUUGAAGUGUCAGUAAAAAUGUCCAGUUAAUUUUUUCACAUGUCUGAUACAGGACUGAAAGAUGAUGAUAAUUUCACAAAAUAAGAGUAACCUGAAUUAUCUAAGGAUCCAGCCUCCUCCUUCAACUUGUUAACCUCAAGCUCAACUGUCUUCACACAAGUUUAGUUCUUUCUUUGACGUAGCAAAGACAAAUUGUGAGUGGGAUAUCGCUGCGGCUAAAACUCACUGUGCUUCCACCCUGUUUUUGUCCCAUCAGAGUCUCUGCGGCCUCCGGCCUCCAGACACAGAGACCGCUCCCCCUCCCCCAUGAGAGGCUACCUCAUCCCCAGCCCUCUGCCCACACGCAGAAACAGAACCUGCUCGGCGUAAGGACACACACACAAUCACUCUGCAGAGAGUCAGUCAGGUUGAUACCCUCAGUAAGCAAAUAAAGCAAGAGCAGUGUAAGCAAUGGUCGCAGCUUUGUUAAGAGUAAAGAAAGUAUACCAUGUUGAGUUCCUCUGCCACUUUUUGACUUUUGAGAAAUCACUCUUGUGUAGUGUUGCCUAUUAAAAAGCAGAAAGCCAUGUCUUCAAUUACAUGUGAAGUGAACAAGUAAAUGGAGUCCCUUCCUUUUACACAUUGGUGGUGUCUUAACCCAAAUGAAACCAAUCAGGAAAUUAAAAACUAUAAAUAUUUAAUUAGCAACAUAACAGAGCAAGGACUACUUAUUGUUUUUAUUAACAAAGCAAGUUUCCUGCUAAGGAUUUUUUUAAGGUAUCCGUUUGACUCUCCAAAUUUUACUUUCAUUUUUAUUCAAUUAAUUUCCAUCCUGAAAAUCCCAAAUUCUGAUUGGCCAUUUUCACUCCUAUUUAUUCAAAUAUUUUGCUUUUUAUGGGGGUAUUUUUACUGUCAUUGGACAGGAUAGAACAGACACAGUGGAGCAGGGACAGUAGGGAGGAGAGAGUAACAGAAGAGAUGCAGCAAAAAACUUUUAAAGUUAACUCGUGUAUUGAAAUCUACUUUCCUGCUCUGUGUUCAAAACUGCAGACAGUAACAGUAAGUUUAUGUUUAGUGGUUGUUAUGUAUGUCAUAUGUUGAAUGGUAUUGCCCCCAAGUGACUAAUAUAAAAGUCAUAAUUUUGAGUUUGAGGUGUUUUUCUUGUUUUAAAUAAAAAAUGAAAACUUCUGUUUCCUGUUGUAUGACUGCAGACGUUAACAGGAUCAUCAUUUCACUCUGUUUGCUAGAAUUAGAGGGUCAGUGAAACUUUCUCCAAACUUGUACUAAACUCUCAUCCCUCUUUGUGCGUCUCACUCUCUGCAGGACUGCUCGUGCGUCUGAGGGUCCGGUGUUUCAAGGUGUGUGUAAAUGUUUUUCCCGCUCUAAAGGCCAUGGCUUCAUCACGCCAUCCGAUGGGGGCAACGACAUCUUUGUUCAUAUCUCAGAGUAAGUGUGUGUGUGUGACAAGUGUGCUAUUGACAAGUUGACAUGGGUAAACAUCCGGGGAAUGAGGCUACAGUGAGAGUGAAACGUGAGAAUGAGUGUAGAGUCUGUUUUACCUCAUUGUCUCUGUGAGAGGACUGGUUUUGAUUUAAUCUUUGACAUCAAACUGUGUCCGUGUCAGUGUGUUUGUGUGUGUGGGAAGAGAAAGGGAAACACACAUGCUGGAAUGGCAAGAGCUGCGGGUGUGUGUAGGAGGACAACAGAAUAUCUGAUGACCUUAAACACGGUCCCUUUGUUAUCACCCACAGGCGUCAGCAGUGUUUACACACAUGCUAAACACCACUUUAAAAACAUCUACAAACACAUUAACGCAAUAUCAUAAGGUCAAAGGCAGUAAGAAAAUGCAAUCCUGUUUGCUGCAUAUCUUUAAAAGAUGGGAUAUAAAACAUCCUCUUGCCCUGUUUAAGCAUCAAGUACCAUACUUAAAGGGAUAUUCCGGCGUAAAAUUAAUUUAGGGUCAAACACACCGCAACAACGAGUUAGACAUCCCCUCGAGAAAUGAAUGUUGCAGACCGCUCGCUUCUCUAGUUAUACCAACUUUAGUUACAACCUCACGAUAGCAAUACACAACGGUCUGAGGAGCCAUAAACAAACCUCAACCAAAACGCCACUCUAUAGCCACAAAUAAUGCUCAGAACAGCACCUAACUUCAUCAACAGUACAUAUAGGGUCCCAGCCACAGCACUAGCCACCAAACAUCUUUUUAGCUUUGCCUAAUUUCUUUAGCAAAGAGACUAAACACAACUCACCUACUCUCUUCCAGCAGCCACUUGUUUGUGGCGAGACCUCAGGCCAGUCCAUUACGGAUUGCAGCGGGGUGACACAGUUUAGAGAAGAACAUUUAUGAUCAUUUAUUCAUGGAAAUACAAUCAGACUAAGAACGCUUAGGCAGAAGAACUACCGCGUCUGCAGUCCAAAAUGAUAAAUAUGGUGAUUAUUACUUCAAGGAAAUGAUGAAGAAAUGAUCAUAAAUGUUCUUCCUUGAGCUGCGUCACCCCGCUGUCCGUAAUGGACUGGCCUAAGGUCUUGCUACAAACAAGCGGCUGCUGGAAGAGAGUAGGUGAGUUGUGUUUAGUCUCUUUGCUAAAGAAAUUAGGCAAAGCUAAAAAGAUGUUUGGUGGCUAGUACUGUGGCUGGGACCUUAUAUGUCCUGUUGAUGAAGUUAGGUGCUGUUCUGAGCAUUAUUUGUGGCUAUAGAGUGGCGUUUUGGUUGAGGUUUGUUUAUAGCUCCUCAGACCGCUGUGUAUUGCUAUCGUACGGUCGUAACUAAAGUUGGUAUAACUAGAGAAGCAAGUGGUCGGCAACAUUCAUCUCUUGGAGUUGUCUAACUCGUUGUUACGGUGUGUUUGACCCUAAAUUGAUUUUAGCCGGAAUAUCCCUUUAAGCAACAAGAACCAUACUUAAACUUGUCACUAGUGUUUUUUAUUUUUCAUCUUUACUUAAAGGGAGUGUGAGGAGUUUUUAACUGGUUGAGAAAAGACUGAAACUGAUGUGUAUAUUUCUCAUCUUAUCAUCCCUCCAGCAUCGAGGAUGAGUAUGUUCCAGUUGAAGGCGACGAGGUGAGCUACAAAGUCUGCUCCAUCCCUCCCAAACAUGAGAAGAUCCAGGCCGUGGAGGUGAAAAUAACCUGCCUCAGCCCAGGAAUUAAGCAUGAGACCUGGUCGGGACAUGUCAUCAGCAGUUGAACUCCGAUCCUGGAAGGGAGUGGGUGGGAAGGGAUCUACAGAGGAAAUCGAAGGAGCUAGAGUGGGCUAGAGAGAGAGAGUACUGGAUCAAUGUUCUAGCGAUUUAACACUGGGGUAAAAGUAGAGAUUCAAGUCAGAGAGAAAUCUGAAUGAAAUCUCAUAGUUUACUUAUAUUGGUAGGCCUCCUGACCUACUUGAAAAAUGUUACUCCAUUCAGAUGGGUUGACCAGUAGAUAGAUUUAUGAUGACAGUGGAUGAUGUGUAACACACAGUUCUAACUCUAGAUUCAUUGCUUAGAUUUGUAGACCCUGCGUUCAAAUUUGAUGGUGUAUUGUUUAAAUUUGUACACCGCAUAGUGGUUUUCAGCAGCAGACAUUUGUUUCCAGGGUAAAUUAGAUUGGAAGGAUUUGUAUUGCAUGUGUGAUUCAACUAUACAGCACAAGAAAAUAACAGAUAUAACAUGGUGACUGUGCAAGCAGUGCUGUAACAUCCCACCAUGCAGUCGUUUUCCAGCUAUACAUCGUGUGCCUAUUUCUACCCAGAGAACUGACAGCUCUGUUUGUGCCUAUACUUAUACCAGCCUCUCAUCUGUGUUUGAUCAUGCAUGGGUGCCUAUUUCAGUGAAUAAAGCUUUUUCAGCUGUACAAGUUUA
Molecule: messenger RNA, 18587 nt
Organism: Xyrichtys novacula (pearly razorfish)
Lineage: Eukaryota; Metazoa; Chordata; Actinopteri; Labriformes; Labridae
Source: the annotation of a GenBank genome assembly